UGACUUUUUCUGGGGAUGUGUUAUUGUGUUUCGCAGGUUAUUGAAGGCAAUGAAGAUACGCCUAGGCAGGUUGUCCUUACGGAGCCAACGUCAUUAGAUGGAGACUCUGAUGCUUAUAAAGCUCCUAAUCUCGUUCGAAGGAUUUUAAGUCUAUUUAUAAAUGUACGGCCAGGAUCAGAUCUCACAAAAUUUCAGCUGCCACCCCUUUUCAACAUUCCAAAGUCACACCUCCAAUGUUUUGGUGAAUCUGUGUAUUCUGUGGGUAAAGAUUUGCUGCAUGAGUGCAACAGUGAAGAGAGCUCACAAGACAGAUUCAUAUCUGUGGUUGCAUGGAGCAUAUCUACAGCUCGUCCUGUUGUCUUUGGUGUUGCUCCUUACAAUUCUAUUCUUGGAGAGACUCACCAUGUCUCUAGGGGAAGCCUCAAUGUUCUCCUAGAACAGGUUUCACAUCACCCACCUGUUUCUGCACUUCAUGCAACUGAUAAGGAAGAAAACAUUGAGAUGAUUUGGUGCCAAAAUCCAGUUCCUAAAUUCUAUGGGACUAAAGUGGAAGCUGAAGUGCAUGGCAGAAGGCAGCUUAAGCUCCUAAAUCAUGGAGAAACAUAUGUGAUGAAUUCACCAAGUCUGUUGAUUAGAUUUCUUCCACCCGGUCUUGAUUGGGUUGGCAAUGUUAAGAUUCACUGCCAAGAGACUGGCCUUGAAGCUGAGCUAUGUUACUUAACCAAUUCUUUCUUAGGACGCAGAGGACCCCAUUCCAUCAGAGGAAGGAUCUACCACUCAUCAUCUUUGGAGACUCUUUAUGAGCUUGAGGGACAUUGGAACAGCAUUGUGACUUUGAAGGACAUUAAUAAUGGGAAAGAGACUGUCAUAUACAAUGCAAAAGAAGUAGUCUCGGGGCUGAAAACCCCAAUUGUCAAGGAUCCUCAGAUCAUGCAUUCAACUACGAUUCAGAGUUCUCCAACUGCAUUUCCUGUUGUAGCACUUCUGAUUCGCUCCUUCGAUUAAAGGAUUUCUCUCUGAUGGUGUCAAGAAGUGGCUUCCAUGACCUUCCACCAUUAGACCUUCUCAUACCAUUUGCAAUACCACUUGUCGGUGGCUCCAUAAACCUGCUAGGACUUGUAGCAGGCGAAUUCAAGAUUGGCAUAGUUCUUGAAGACUUGUUAGCUUGACAAUUGCUUGAUUUUGCUAUCGAAUUAAGCUUCUUUACCACAGCGGCAAGGUCCAUAGGAGAAGCUUCAGCUGCAAAGGUUGAGUAAGGAAGCAAGAAGUAGAUUUGGCCUGGUUGAAGUUGGGUUUCUGGCUUUAGUGGCUUGGACCCUGUUGAUAGAAGCUGAACUGGUGUGCAUACAAAAUGUUUAGGGGGUUCACCUGUGAUUUCGCUAACAGAAACUGGAUAAUCAAAAUCCUCUACAUAACCAUUCAGAUGAACUACACGAAUGUUGUUGAGUUUAGGUGAUGAUCUGCAAGAAAAACAACAACCCAUCUCUCUCUCUCGCUCUCUCUCUCUCUAACCCUUCAGAAGAAUUGAGGCAUUGCAUGACUAUAUAAAGGAUUUAACGCUCUGAUUGGUGACUUGAAAAGAAGACUUGUUGCCGUUUAUUGACGGUUGUUGCUACUUUCUGGCCAACUACUUGAAUAUGUUAUCCUUGUGAGUCGUGGCACACUUCACUCUAUCUACUACCAACAAGAGAGCCAUUGGUCAAAGCAAUUGGGUGGAAUAUGGGCUAAGUUUUUAAUUACUUUUAGUAGUAUCAUAAGAUAUAAUUCUCAAAUUAUAUUAAAUAAAAUCAAGCCACCUGGAAAUUUAGCCAUUAA
Hevea brasiliensis (rubber tree) is the source of this 1815-nucleotide messenger RNA. Its product is annotated as oxysterol-binding protein-related protein 4B. Gene Ontology annotation, cellular component: cytosol; intracellular membrane-bounded organelle; membrane. The transcript is spliced from 6 exons. Lineage: Eukaryota; Viridiplantae; Streptophyta; Magnoliopsida; Malpighiales; Euphorbiaceae. The record is from RefSeq and is a predicted model, not a curated record. Gene Ontology annotation, molecular function: sterol binding. Bases 16 to 1005 code for a protein of 329 amino acids.